Lecanosticta acicola is the source of this 489-nucleotide messenger RNA. The record is from the annotation of a GenBank genome assembly. NCBI's taxonomy places the organism in Eukaryota, Fungi, Ascomycota, Dothideomycetes, Mycosphaerellales, Mycosphaerellaceae.
AUGCCCUGCCCACAACUCCCUUCAGAACUCUGGCUCGAAAUCUUCCACUAUUGCUCCGCUCGAGAUCUCUGGCUCUCUUUGAGAAAGACGAAUGGACUAUUGGAAGCAUGCGCCGAGGACAUCAUCUGCAAAGACAUCCUGCACGAAUUCACAAUCAGCUACACCUUUUCCCUGGGAGCUGGGACACGACCGAGAUGGUACGAUGUCAAACCGAGCAUCAUUCUUUGCUUUUCGGGUCUAUCAAAGUACAAUUCCCAAUACGCUCUCUUUGACAAGAUUGCUUUCCGCCCGGAGCCCUACCAUCAACGCGCCUGGGAGAAGUGGAAUCAGAUUUGCUGUGGCGAGAGCGUGGGCGAAGACUGGGAAUGGAAAGUUGCAUGGAACGGGGAGGACGUGCGACGGAUGAAGAUGCCAAGGCUUAUGAUUUCGAGAGACCAUGGCGCGUGGUGUGAUUGGAGGGAGAUGUUGGACGGGUAUUUCAGUCCCUAG